GGAUACCGGAAAGUCGUGACUAUUGUUGUUCAAGCUUUGAAACCCAUGGAAAAUGAGAGAAUGCAGUAGAGGUUAGUGGAAUAACCGGGAAACAUCCAGUCGAACGUUGGUGGCGUUCGGAGUUGUGUCACGGUCUGAAGCUUAUCGCUCUAAUAAGCUACCAUGUUUGGCUGUUGUGUUGCUGGUCGUCUACUGCAAACCGACCUGCAACAGGUGGAUGAGACACAUGCCCUCUUUGAGAUUCCAGCCGCUGAGAAAGUCAAUCAUGUAUGCGUGUUUUUACUUGGUACAGUUCCAUUUCCCGAUGGAUUUGGUGCAACUGUCCACUUUUUCUGGCCUGGAAAAGGUUCACAAAUACUUGGCAUGCUCUCGAACGAUAAACCAUCGGCCAUAUUCCGCCUUCGGUCCGCCUUCUCUUCCACAUCAGCACCCCCAUCAGGCGUGUCAACCCCUUCUGCGUUUACAUCCGCGACUUUUUCUUCUGCACCCGGUCAAGUUACCGCUAUACUCGGACUUGCAUUAGAACCUCUUGAAGCGAUAGCCGCACAACUUGCUUCUCUCCCCCAAAAUCAAACUCCGAACGCUAUGAAUAUCACCCCCGCCUCAACACCAAUGUCAUCACUGGCACCAAUAGCCAAACCUGCAGAUCCAUCGAUGCUUGCGGAGAAAAUAGCCAAGCAUCUAUUCAACUAUAUAGCGGGCUUCGUGCCAGCAGGAACGACUGUAGGUCCAGAAAGUACUGUUUCAAUGGGUGUGAUUGCUCGAUGGUACGAAAGCUUUAUUGGGAAGGUGAGGGCAGGCGGUGUCGGGUUUUUGGAACGUAAUGAAUAGCUUCUGCCGGGAAUGGAUAUCUGAUCUUCGAUCGAUUAUGAUGAACUCGAUUGCAUUCGUGAGAGGUUCAGGCGGCUGCCGCUCACUAACUUUGAUUUUAGUAUCAGGGUAUCUGGCAAACAU
Messenger RNA from Suillus discolor, 954 nucleotides. RefSeq names its product DUF775-domain-containing protein. Gene Ontology annotation, biological process: protein import into nucleus. Gene Ontology annotation, cellular component: cytosol; nucleus. Lineage: Eukaryota; Fungi; Basidiomycota; Agaricomycetes; Boletales; Suillaceae. The coding region runs from base 163 to 831 and encodes 222 amino acids. Gene Ontology annotation, molecular function: nuclear import signal receptor activity. The record is from RefSeq and is a predicted model, not a curated record. The transcript is spliced from 4 exons.